Messenger RNA from Danaus plexippus (monarch butterfly), 1977 nucleotides. RefSeq names its product arrestin domain-containing protein 3-like. The transcript is spliced from 7 exons. The record is from RefSeq and is a predicted model, not a curated record. Gene Ontology annotation, cellular component: cytoplasm. Gene Ontology annotation, biological process: protein transport. NCBI's taxonomy places the organism in Eukaryota, Metazoa, Arthropoda, Insecta, Lepidoptera, Nymphalidae. The coding region runs from base 206 to 1558 and encodes 450 amino acids.
UUUAAUAUUAUCAAUGAUGUCUGUGACCGUAGGAAUGUUAAAUUAUGAAGUGUCAAUUUCUUAAAUGGUUCCUAUUAAAAAACUAAUGUUCGUUUAUCCGUUACUGUUAACUGUGACCUCUUUAAAUGUUUGUCCAAUUUUAGUGUUUUCUAAUACUUUUGAAUUGACUUAACUGAAAGCAAUUAAUGGCACUGAUGUACCAAUAAUGACCGCUGUCAUGGGAACACAACGCGAAGAACUACAGAGCGCAAUUAUAACAUUAAACGAACCGAACGCUGUGUUUUAUUCUGGACAACUUAUCAAAGGCAACUUGAAUUUUGAACUGAAUAAACCUCUUCAUUAUAUUGCAAUAAACAUACAGUAUGUUGGGGAAUGUAAUGUUUUCUGGAUAGAGGAACAGAUCGAAGUAUAUAAUGGGGUGAAACAAAAGAAACACAUAAAGUAUGAGGGACGUGAGGAGUACUUUAACGUCAUCCACUGUCUGAGCGGGGGGGAUGGUGGUACAUGUGUUCUGGCCACGGGACCACAUUCGAUCCCAUUCUCCUAUCAGCUACCAUCCAACAUUCCAUCAUCUUUUAAGGGUGAUAAAGGGACCAUCAGCUACAGUAUUGUCGUUAGAGUGCUAAUGACGGGAUUCACUAACCAAGAGAUCACCAAGGACUUUGAUGUCGUAUCACCCGCAGACUUGAAUCAGGGCGGUGAUAAUAUUAAGAAGCCAGUCAUCCUGAAUUUUGAAGAAACAUCGAGUUGCAACCUUUUUUGUGUGACCAGGCCCUUGUCCGUGGAAGUGAAGCUGCCAGCAUCCGGCUUCUGUCCCGGGCAGACGAUACCCAUCACAGUAGAUAUCAAGAAUAAAACAAACUUGGAACUUUCUAAGAUUGUCUUUGAAAUAUCUACAAAAGAGCGAUAUCGCAGCCUCCAACCGGUGUCAGCGUUCAUACCUCCUGAGGACGUGUUAGUGUCUAUUAAAAAAGGUCCCGUCCUAGCUAAAACCUGCAAAGAAUAUAUGUGGGAGUUGAAAAUACCAGAAUUCAUAGCUCCCAAUUUAGAGAAUUGCAGUAUUAUUGAUGUGGGCUUCUUCUUCAAGGUAAAAAUAAAGAUGUCAGGUUGUAUGGAUGACAUGUACGACGAGUCCGAGAUCUGGUUGGGUCUGGUACCGUUGGGAUCGUCCGGCGUGUCCUCCCACCCCCUGGCCGAGCGGCUGCCCAUCGCAGCCAUACCCCCCGCCACCCCUCCUCCGCCGUACGAAUCACCACAGAUGCCGCCACCGUACAUACCAAAUGUCCCGAACGUCCAGAUCUGUCCCCCCGGACCCGUCCUCUUCCCUACUGUAGCCAACGUCGUAGAUAAAAGCCUCGCUUACGGCUCCAAGAGCAGUCCUUUGGGUGCCUUCGAGAUCGGCUUCCGACCCCCGGGAAAUUCCUCGAUGCCCGUUCCCAGUCAUCCAUAUCCGGAUUUCGAAGAUCAAAUGCAUCAGAGGCCAGACUUACAUCCAUACCCUGAACCUGCGGCUUCUGAACCCUACUCCGGCCGCCCCUCCGCUCCACCGCCCCCCUAAAACCUCACAGCCUGUUAAUAUAUUAAUAUCCAUACCUCCAUAAAUCAUAGUCAUAUAAAUAAGAUUCUUAAGUGCCAUCCGCAUAUGUAUGUACAUUAAAAAAUAUAAAAUGUUAGUCGAAAUCUACAAAGCAUUUAUAUAGAUAGUCUAAUAUUCACGUUGUCUAUUUUGAAUAUAUUUAACUGAUAUAUUGUCUUCCAUUAUUAUAUAAAUAACAAUAAAUUAUCGUGUUUACAUAACUUUUAAUAGUCCAUACAGAUUAUACAGUUUUUACACUAUUUAAACAGACUAUAUAUAUUUUAGAUCUGAUGUACUUUAAUAUCAUUGAGUGUAAAUGCGAAUAAAAUUAUACAAUUUUUUGUUAUUUUUAUACCAUGGCCUUUUUAUUUAUAUAUUUUAUAAUAAAUUAUAUAAAAUGA